GUCCAAACCCUUUGAAACCCUAAGGAAGGAGGGAGAGACUCGGAGCGACUCCGGUGAACCCUUCAGAGAAAAGGAUGCCSAACUGGGGAGGAGGAGCCAAAUGUGGCGCCUGUGAAAAGACAGUGUACCACGCCGAGGAGAUGCAGUGCAACGGGAGGAGCUUCCACAAGUCSUGCUUCCUCUGCAUGGCUUGCAGGAAGGCUCUGGACAGCACCACAGUAGCAGCUCACGAGUCCGAAAUCUACUGCAAAACCUGUUACGGGAGGAAAUACGGCCCCAAAGGCGUGGGCUUCGGGCAGGGGGCCGGAUGCCUCAGCACCGACACCGGGGACCACCUGGGCUUGAAUCUGCAGCAGGGGUCACCAAAGCCCGCUCGCCCUUCKACACCAACUAAUGCUUCAAAGUUUGCCAAAAAGGUGGUGGAUGUGGACAAAUGUCCCCGUUGUGGCAAAUCAGUGUAUGCUGCUGAGAAGAUCAUGGGAGGAGGAAAACCUUGGCACAAGUCGUGCUUCCGCUGCGCUAUUUGUGGGAAGAGUUUGGAAUCCACCAAUGUUACGGACAAGGACGGAGAGCUCUACUGCAAAGUUUGCUAUGCAAAAAAUUUCGGUCCCAAAGGAAUUGGRUUUGGUGGCCUCACUCAAGUGGAAAAGAAAGAGUGUGAAUGAGAAGAAAUGGAUGCAACAGACUCAAGGCUGCUGUUGAUGCCACCAAGUGAUAGCUGUCAAGUAAAACAUUGAACAACACAUAUUGCUAAGAAUCUAGGGCAUUUGAUUCAGAUUUUACAGCUUGCAGGAAAAAUUUGUGAGCUUUGUAUCUUAAGAAAUUCUUAGAGUAGGUUAAAAAGGUACAGCGAUAGAACAAGAUUCAUGUUUGUUUUUAGUAAACAAAGACAAAAAGAACCUCAUGGAACAUUAUUGCUUCUUAAACUUCUUUAACACAUUUUAGAUUGGAAUUUUAGACUCACAAUGCCCCAUCAGGAUAGGGAUCCCUUCUGGAGUGCAGGGUCCAGGUGUUCCCAGUUAACUGUAUUUUCCUUUGUUCACAAUGUUACACUGUCUGUAAYCCCACCAGUCUCCUAAAUGAGUUUUGAAUGUGCAUUUGUGUUACAUGGUAGAUGUUAUUUGAGACAAUUAUAAAAGGGAUUUGAAAUUCUCUCUCUCUCUCUAAGGGAGGUAUUUCUAAAAAACCCAACAUUUUCUCAGAAUACACUGUUGUUUUGUCUGAUUGCAAGCUGCAAUAAAGUACUUACUG
Messenger RNA from Malurus melanocephalus (red-backed fairy wren), 1251 nucleotides. RefSeq names its product cysteine and glycine rich protein 3 (gene CSRP3). Gene Ontology annotation, biological process: muscle tissue development; cardiac muscle contraction; sarcomere organization. The record is from RefSeq and is a predicted model, not a curated record. Gene Ontology annotation, molecular function: structural constituent of muscle; actinin binding. Gene Ontology annotation, cellular component: cytoplasm; nucleus; Z disc. Lineage: Eukaryota; Metazoa; Chordata; Aves; Passeriformes; Maluridae. The coding region runs from base 75 to 665 and encodes 196 amino acids. The transcript has 6 exons.